CAAUUGUGUUCCCUAUUCUCGUCAAAAGUCGGCUGUUGUUGCUGUUGAGUAGAACCGAGACGGUGUGAGGAUCUGUGUUUGCUCAGAGCAGUGCGCUCCGCACCGACAUGUGAGCCAAUCUUCUCUUUUCUCGCCGCAAACCGAAGCGCAAGUUCGCUCUUUUUCUGCACUUUGACAUCGAUGUGUUUUGGGGGAGAACAGGAGUAGGGUUCCGCGUCGCCUUCAAGCCAAAGCUGGAUUGUUGUCAAACAUUUUUUCUCUCCCUCCAACCACCAGCACCUCGUUUCAUCAUUUCUCGUCACGCGCUGAAGCUUUAACGCGUUUGUUGGUGCUCAGAGAGAAAGGGGGGUGCCUUCACCGCCUCGAGGACAAGCAGCAAGACUGGGCACGGUGAAGACUUGUUGCGCGCAUCCGGGGAGCGCACCAGUCCAGUUUUCAUCCAAGUGCACGCACAGUACCUGCGUGCGAUGCUCUGAUUUCAGCGGUGAGUCAGUGAGCGGAGCGGGAAUGGACUGUGACCAGCGAACAGCCUCAAGUCAGCGCGGCGCUCAGUGACUAUGAAAAUCUGCUCAUAAUUAACCAAACUGGGGGUGAUUAGUUCGCUCCGGAGCAGCUUGCCGAGCGGCUGAUGCUUUUCGGAAAACCAGUUCUCCUGUAAAUGGCAUCCACGCGCAGCCGAGUCAAACUUUAUUCGGGUCAGAUCCGACGACUUGAUUAAUUUUUUUCUUUUUCUAAAAUCGAGCGCUCCCUCCAUCUCUUUCUCAUCGAUAUGUCUGAGCGCGAUGGAUAUGGAGACGGGCUUUGCAGCGACGGAGCGCCGGAGUGCAUUCCGCCGAGAGCGUCCCGCGGCCGGCGGAGCGGUGUCAUCCUCCCCGGUGGCGGCCAGGACACCGACACCAUCCUCCUGGACUCGGUGAAGGCGGCACCUCGCCGGAGCAGCAUCAUCAAGGAUCCCUCGGUGCAGAAGGUGGGCGGCGGCAGGAAGAAGACUGUGUCCUUCAGCAGCAUGCCCUCUGAGAAGAAGGUGAGCAGUGCAGCAGACUGCUUGGCCUUCAUGCAGGGCGGCUGUGAGCUGAAGAAGAUUCGGCCCAAUUCCAGAGUUUACUGUCGUUUCUACACGCUGGACUCCGACCUCAGCUGCUUACGCUGGGAGCCAUCCAAGAAGGACGGGGACCGAGCUCGGCUGGACGUCUCCAGCAUGCGGGAGGUUCGCACCGGGAAGAGCACUGAGACGUUCCUCCAUAACGGCCCCCUCUCUGAGCACCUCGCCGAGGAGGCAGCCUUCUCCAUCAUACAUGGCGACGACUACCAGUCUCUGGACCUGGUUGCGUUGUCAGCAGAUGUGGCCAACAUCUGGGUGACGGGGCUUCGCUACCUGCUGGCCCAUCCGUCAGUCAUCGGGGGUGGAGGUGUUGGAGGAGGAGGGCUGAGCGAAGGAGGAGGUGUGUCGGUGGACGGCAGCCUGGGAGGAAAGAUGAGGAGCGAGUGGCUGGCGGCAGAGUUUGCUCAGGUGGAUGAAGACGGCUACGGCAUCGUGUCGGAGGACGUGGCCGUCGCCACCAUCUGUAAACUGUGUCCCGGUAUCAAGGAGGCCAAGGUACGUCUGCGUUUUAAGGAGAUCCAGCGCAGCAAGGAGAAGCUGACCUCCCACGUGACCCGUGAGGAGUUCCAGGAGGCCUUCUGCGAGCUCUGCACGCGGCCCGACGUUUACUUCUUACUGGUGCAGCUGUCGAAGGACCGCGAGUGUCUGGACCCUCAGGACCUGCGCCUCUUCCUGGAGACGGAGCAGGGUCUGUCUCUGGCGACGACCGAGGGCUGCUGGGAGCUCCUGAGGCGCUGCGAGCCCUCGGCGCAGGGCAGGGAGAGGGGGCUGCUGGGUCUGGAUGGAUUCGCACGAUACCUGCAGUCUCCGGAGUGUCAGCUGCUCGACCCGGAGCACCUGGGGGUCUGUCAGGACAUGAACAUGCCUCUGUCGCACUACUACAUCAGCACCUCGUACCGCUCCUACCUGCUGGACGAUCAGGUCCACGGCAGAGCAGACCUGGGGGGGCUGAUCAAGGCCCUGCAGUCCGGCUGUCGCUGCGUGGAGCUGGGCGUGACUGACGGCCCAGAGGGGGAGCCUCUCCUCGGGGUCGACUACGGGCCAGAAAUCCCCCGCCACCAUCACCACCACCACCAUCACCACCACCACGCGCCCGUCACCAUCCGCUCCGCUCUGGAGGUGGUCAACAAGUACGCCUUCCUGACCUCCCCGUACCCGCUCCUGGUGUACCUGUGCCAGCGCUGCUCCCCUGGCCAGCAGCGCACCAUGGCUCAGCACAUGAAGAAGGUGUUUGGCUCCCGUCUUUACACUCCGGAGGCGCUUCCUGUCAGCCUCGGAGGGCGCGCCACCACCUUACCUUCGCCCGAGCAGCUGAAGGGACGCAUCCUGAUAGUGGGGAAGAAACUUCCUCCGGAGCAGGACGGCUCUGAUGGGGAGAUAUCGGAGGAGGACGAGGAGAUAGGAGGAGGUGGGCCUCUGGCGGGGCGGCGAAUGACCAUCCCAGGUGAGGAGGAACUGGGCGUGGUCUUAGUGGUGCCUCCGCCCUCUCAGCCCAGGAAGCUGCGCCUUCACAGAGAACUGUCGGACCUGGUGGCGAUCGCUCGCACGGGCAGUCGCAGCUUCUACGCACAGAGAGCCAGCCACAAACAGGCUCAGCAGCAGUCGCCCCCCAGCAGCCCCUCCUCUCCCAGCACGCCGAUGCCUCCCGAGCCGCCUUACUGGACGCUGUGCUCGCUGGGUGAGGGCGAGGCCGGGCGGCUGACCACCGAGAGCCCGGAGGACCUGGUAAUGUUCACCAAGCGCACCCUGACCAGAGUGCGACCCAGCUCAGUGCGCCUGGACUCCAGUAACCCCAACCCACAGGGGUACUGGAAAGGAGGUGUCCAGCUCGUGGCCUUGAACCAGCAGACCCCCGGCGCCAUGCUGGACCUUCACAGAGGGCGUUUCUCGCAGAACGGAGGGUGUGGUUACGUUCUGCGACCGGCUGUGAUGAGGGAUGAGGUGUCGUAUUUCAGCGCGCACACGCAGGGCUGCGUGCCAGGAGUGCCGGCUCAGACGCUGCGGAUUAAGGUGAUCAGUGCCCACAACCUGCCCAAGCCUCAGGGCUCGGGGGCGAAGGGAGAGGUCAUCGACCCGUAUGUGGUCCUGGAGCUGCACGGCGUGCCAGCAGACUGCGCCGAACAGCGGACACGCACCGCUGCUCAGAACCAGGACGACCCGCUGUUUGACGAGACCUUCGAAUUUCAGGUCAACAUGCCGGAGCUGGCGCUGCUGCGCUUCGUGGUGUUAGACGACGACUACAUCGGAGACGACUUCAUCGGCCAGUACAGCAUCGCCUUUGAGUGCCUUCAGCCCGGCUACCGCAACGUGCCCCUGCUGGGCAUGGCGGGAGAACCCUUACCUCACACCAGCCUGUUUGUCCACGUGGCGAUCACCAACCGGCGAGGAGGCGGGAAGGCCCAGCGGCGAGGUCUGUCGGUGAGGAGGGUGGGGAGGCGAGGGCGGGAGUACGUCACGCUGAGGCACACCGGCAUCAAGGUGGUGGAUGAGACCUUCAAAUCGGCCGGUGCCCCCAUCAAAGAGGCUACGGACCUGCGCGAGGAGGCUCAGAGCGCCACGGCCAGCUUCAAAGAGCAGUGUGGGCUCCCCACGGUGGCCAAGCUGAAGCAGUGCAUCCAGAGCCUGGCCACCCGGCUGCAGAGCUCCGAGGGCACCAUGGGGGCCACCAUGGUGCUGAAGGAGGGCAACCCGUGUCUGGAGCCUCUCGUCAACCUCUCGGAGCCGACGCGCAAACUGCUCUCUGCUGCUACGACACGGUGAAUGAUUGCGGCCCAGAAACAGCUGAUCGAGAACGCAGACGCUGUUCAGGAGCGGAUCGCCCAGGUGCAGAGAGAAGGCAUGGACUUCCACGAGGAUCUCUCUCGGCUCGGGGAGAAGGAGGGACUGAAGGGACGCAAGCAGAACAAAGCUGUGGAGAGUUUCACCUGGAACAUCACGGUCCUCAAGGGUCAGAGCGAUCUGUUACGGGGGGCGAAGAUGGAUUCCCUGGAUGCUCUGAGGCAGCUGGCUCUGGCCUGCGAAGCCUGCGGACUCACCUCCUCCUCCUCUUCCUCCAACUCCGCGACCUCCACCUUCUCCACCGCAGAGCUGCAUUACUCCUCCCACCCUCUGUCCGUCCGCCGAAGCAGCACGCACGGCAACGGACGCAUCUGACGAAAAGGGAGCGCGCGGAGUAAUUACAGAGGAUAACAGAGAUGAGGAGAUAUGAGAGAGAAGAGAAAUGAAAGCACCACAGGAGGCUUUUCUCUCUGGCCGAGUGUUUCCCUUUAUCCAGCGCAGUGUGUGUCAGACUAUCCGAGACCACAGCAGUAUAUCUGCGUAAGCCUUACGGUGAGUUCAUCAGUUUAUCAGAGAAAGGUCCGGCCUGCAGAGAGGCUCCUCAUGAAUGUCGUAACUCCGCCGUGGAGAAGCAAAGAAAGACCACGCGGGGUCUUGAACUGUCUGACGGCUCCUGCUUUACUUUUCUGUGAGAAAAUGUGCGACUCAAUAUCGUAACUCUGCGGGUUUUCCUCAUCAGAGAGCAAAUAACACACACCUGAAUGAUUUGUGACGACGGGCCGACGUGGAGCUGAGGUUUACGGUCCUGUUGGUGUUUGGAGGUGAAAUGCAGAGUGAAGAGGAAGUUACUCUGCCUCAGCAUUUCAGCUCGUCCCUGGGGACGGCAACAAGAUUACCUGUGUGUGUGUGUGUGUGUGCGUGUGUGUGUGUUUACAGUGUUGCAAUUGGUGGAGAGGUGCUAUAAGAGCUGGAUUGACAGGACCUGAAAACACACAGUUGGAGACUAAUUCAGGUAGCCUAUAUUUGUAAUGUAGUACUACUUUUUUUUAAAACUCUCAAAAGUUUUUUGGUACGUUCGGUUUGAGAUGUAACAACAGUUAUUGUGACUGAACUUACGCAGACGUUUGAAGUGGAAACAGACAACUUUUCUUCUCUAGUGUGUACAAGUAGUAUUAUUUUUGUGUCGGAUUGCUUUCUGUUUUUCUCAGAGCCCAGAAACUACCAACAGCACAGGACACGCUGCGUUUAUUUUCUAGUUACUUCGGCGGGUCCAUUGUCUGACAUUUCCCCUACUGCUGAUAGUAAAUGCAAAGAAUUUACAUUAAUAGUCUUUGGUAAUUUGGGAUAUCUACCAGGGAAAACAAAAACACUCUCAUCUUCCUGUUUUCGUCGUGCGAUGGUUGGACUCAUUUUGCUUUCUAGGUCACCGUCUGUCAUUUCCCACCAGUAGGGACAGUAACUGCGAAAAGUAAACUGAUGCUCUGGUAACGGGGUGAAACAAAAGUGCUUUCCUGCUUCUGUUUUUGUUGCACGACAGUUGGAUACACUGCAUUUUGUUUUCGAGUUCACCGUCUGCCAUUUCCACGACUGGAGAAAUAAACUUGUCUGUUUCCACUUUAACAUCAAACAGAACGCAGUCUUUCAGCAGGAGACGGAGAUUUUUUGUCAUUCACAUUUCCUAUUUAACAUUCAAAAAUACUGACGUUUAAACUUCAUACACACAUACAAAUUAUAUCGAUAUAAAAGGACUCACAGUCAGACAAAGAAAAAAAAAUCAAACCAAAUUAGACAAACUAAACCAGAAAACAACAACAACAACAACAACAUCCAACACAGAGCAGACUGAGAUUUUAAUCAUUUUAGGACGAUAUCACAUAAAAUAGGUCUUGAUAUCAACGUGAAACCUGUUCCUGUUCCUGAUCGGCUGAACGCACAACUUAUCUUCAAACAUGAAAAACAUGGCGGCUGUCAGGGUGACGUCAGAUUUCUCCAAACGCUGUUGUACAAAAUGAGUUUCUCAAUAUAAUAUCAGAUAAAAAACAGAGCUUAUCCAAAGUAUCAGGGGCUAUUAAUGAGGUCUGGGAGUCUCAAUCGUCUCAACAUUUCCUGAUUUCUUUAAUUGACUGCGUCUGUUCUCUCUCAGCAAAAGCCGGAGCUCCGAUUCUAAACUUUUAACUUGAGUGCACAAAGAUCCCCAUGCAACUGUGAGCGCACACAUUUCCUCAUCCAACAGCUACAAUCAUGUGCUGUGUGAAAUGUCCAGCAGCACACACACACAUGCGCACACACACACACACACACACACACACACACAGGCUCUUGUUAUCGCCUCCUCUGAGGCCGUCAUGUUCACUUGGAGAGCUGAAAUACGAGGAGAAGAGGUGCAGCCGAGAUGAGACGCAGUAAUUGGAGAAGUUGCGUGUGUGUGUUGAUACUGUAGUACUACAUGUCUGCUGUAGUACAUGUGUGGAUCACAUAACCUCCUCACAACACCGACAUGUAGGGCGAACGGACGCUCGGAGUCUGUACGUGUGUGUGUGUGUGUGUGUAGUACAGAUUCCUGCAGCGUUGAUGAAGGACACAGUGUUGAUGUAGCAAUAAUAAGUCAAAGGAAAGUAGACGAGGCAGAAAACUGUAACUUUAGAGCUCAGAAGGCGGGUUUCCAUUACAGAUUUGCGCAAAAACGUAAGCGAUAUUUACAGAAUAUCAAUAAAACACCAUUGCAAGAUGACUGCGUUUCCACUGAGUGAUGCUCUGCAGCUUCUCCUCUGGUGAUAACAUCCCAGUAACCAUG
Plectropomus leopardus (leopard coralgrouper) is the source of this 6674-nucleotide messenger RNA. The record is from RefSeq and is a predicted model, not a curated record. Lineage: Eukaryota; Metazoa; Chordata; Actinopteri; Perciformes; Serranidae.